Molecule: messenger RNA, 1242 nt
Organism: Alternaria conjuncta
Lineage: Eukaryota; Fungi; Ascomycota; Dothideomycetes; Pleosporales; Pleosporaceae
Exons: 3
Coding region: 1-1242 (413 amino acids)
Biological process (GO): mitotic sister chromatid segregation; kinetochore assembly; mitotic cell cycle
Cellular component (GO): nucleus; chromosome, centromeric region
Source: RefSeq, a predicted model, not a curated record
AUGGCGAGCGCAAAGCAGCAGGAGAAUAUGCUGCUUACUGAGCACUUUACUUGGCCUCCUAUUUCCCUAAUCGACGACAUAAUAAACGCCAUAAACGAAGUCCUCUACCGCUGCACCGACUCCUUCGAAACCGGUCUCUCCUCCGCCGACCCCUCCCUCCUCGGUUUCGCCGACCUCUACGCCUCGCAAAACCGCGUCCCCCAGAAAGACGAAGACGGAAACGAUGUAUACCCAGAAGCGCGAUUGGAAAUCGAGGAAGGGGUGCUGAAGCUAGAGACGCUCAUGGAGAAUGCCGUGGAUAAGAACUUCGAUAAACUGGAGAUUUGGACACUGAGGAAUGUUUUUGCGUUGGGGAGGGGGAAGGGCCAGGAUGAGGGGCCCGCGGAGUGGGUGAGAUUGGGGCAUUAUGAGAAUCUCGAACCACCCUCCAAAGACUCGACCCUUACCCCCGAAGCCCUCUACACCCUCCGCCGCAAACUCAUCGAAACACAAAAGUUAAACGCCGCUCUCCUCGCUGAGAAAACGCGCAAUGAGACACAGAUAGCACGGUUACGCGCCCUUCUCACACCGUCUACGUUGCCGAAACGCGAAUCCCUCACUUCGACAGGAGGAGACAAUGAGCAGGAGGGACAAGCAGCGCCGUUCGCCUUCCUAACGCAUGCGCCUGCUGCGAAGGAAAUAGGCAUACAGUCUUUACCUCAUACUCACACAAACGCAAACGGGGAGAAGAACAGCACCACCGACAAAAAGCCCGCCCACACACCCCUAACAACCCACACCACCUUCACAACAACCCAACUCCCCUACCUGCGCCAACUCCUCUCAAGCCUAAAACCGCAUUUGCCAAACACCGCACUACCCAGCAACACGUCCUCUCCUUCCUCCUACUCCAACUCCACCUCCACCUCCACCUCCAACGCCCAACAACAGCCACAAUCCAAAGAUAAAGAAGAGUUAACACGCGAACGCAAAAUCUACGUUGAGAGUCAGAGUAAACGCGUGUUGGAGAGACGGGGCGUGGACACGAAGGAUGGGGUUGAGGGGGUUUGGGAGGGGGGGAGUAGGGUGGGGAGUGAGGAGGUUAGGGGGUUGGAGGGGUUGGUUGAGGGGAUGGAUAGGGGUGGAGAGGGACAGGGGAGAAGGGAUGGAAAGAGAGAGCGGAGGGAAGAGCAGGAGGAGGAGGAGGGGCUUGAGGGGAUACAGGAAGGGGAUGAAGAUGAGGAUGCUAUGGAUACGAGCUGA